Messenger RNA from Carlito syrichta (Philippine tarsier), 636 nucleotides. Its product is annotated as zinc finger protein 724-like. The record is from RefSeq and is a predicted model, not a curated record. The annotation marks the transcript as partial. The transcript has 2 exons. Lineage: Eukaryota; Metazoa; Chordata; Mammalia; Primates; Tarsiidae.
AUGAUGAUCCAUACUGGAGAGAAACCCUACAAAUGUGAAGAAUGUGGCAAAGCCUUUGACUCUUAUUCAUAUCUUACUCAACAUACAAUAAUCCAUACUGGAAAGAAACCCUACAAAUGUGAAGAAUGUGGCAAAGCCUUUCACAUGCGUUCACUCCUUACUCGACAUACGAUGAUCCAUACUGGAGAGAAACCUUACAAAUGUGAAGAAUGUGGCAAAGCCUUUUACAUGCGUUCACGCCUUACUCGGCAUACGAUGAUCCAUACUGGAAAAAAACCCUACAAAUGUGAAGAAUGUGGCAAAGCCUUUCACUUUCGUUGUUCACAUCUUACUCAACAUACGAUGUUCCAUACUGGAGAGAAAUCCUACAAAUGUGAAGAAUGUGGCAAAGCCUUUCACAUUCGUUCACACCUUACUCGACAUAAAAUGAUCCAUACUGGAGAAAAACCCUACAAAUGUGCAGAAUGUGGCAAAGACUUUACUCAGAACUCGAGUCUUAUUGUACAUCAGCAUAUCCAUAAUGGAGAGAAACCCUACAAAUGUGAGAAAUGUGGCAAGGCCUUUCACUUUCACUCUGGAUUUUCUCGACAUAAGACCAUGCAUACUGGGGAGAAACCCUACAAAUGUGAAGAUGUG